GUAAGAACCUACGGCAAAUGUAUAUACUAUAAGAACAACAACAGGAAGCCAAACACAAGCAAACAAGUCUUUGCAGAUAUAACUAUAAGUUUGGAUAUUAAUGGUGGUACAAUGCCUUACACAGAAGACCACGACACUGAAAACAACAACGCAAAAGACAUGGUUAAUGAUAAAGCGGAGAAGGAACGAAGUGAACAUAUAAAGCAUAUUGCAAGUUACAAGGAAGAGAAAAGACAGUUGAUAUCGGAGAUUGAGAACCUGGAAAAUGUAUUGAACAAACUCAGGUUGGAGUUUGAAGACAUGCCCACUGCCAAUGAGUUGUCCAGGAGAAGACAGGCCUGGAUAGAUGAGGAGAGAGAUAUAGCAAAGAAAGAAGAUGAACUUGUUGCAAAGCAGAAAGGACUGGAGGAAUAUGAAAAGGAGAUUGAAGUGAUUGAGGGAUACCUAAAUAGACGUCAAAAGAUGUGUGAUCACAAGGAGCAAGACCUGAAAACCUUAGAUGACCAACUGACAGAAUUAAAUGAUGAGCUACAACAAUACAGAGAAGAUCUCAAGAGACAAGGAGUUGAUGUGGACAGUCCUAGUGGGAAAGCAAAGCUAAACUGGGAGUAUUUGCGUGGAAAAGUGAUUGACAGAGAAAAACAAUUAGAAACAACUAUUAAAAACAUCAGGAGUGAAAACAUUGCCAACUGUGCAUUGAUUGCAGUCAAAGACCAAACAAUUAAUGAUUUAAAAAAUAAAAUGAAAGAAACUGAUGAGCUCCUAGGAAAACACGAAAUUAAAAUCAAACAACUGGAAUCCAGGCUCACAUUAGCAAUUCAUGAAAAUAACCAACAGACUGGAUUAGAUUCAAAUUGCACAAACAAUACUCCACAAUCCAGCAUUUCAAUGAACAGUAGAAAACAUUCAUCAUCCAGACUGCCAUCUAUUGGCAACCAAAGUCCUCAAGCAUCAACGUAUCAAGUGCCAAACUUUGAUGAAAAGAAACCAACAAAUAUGCGAAGGCCACUGAGAAUAUCUUUACCGAAUCCUCCAGAGGAAACAGUACAUGCCAAUCCUGACCCACCAAUGGGAACAAGACACAAAAAUUUAGUGUCCGAGGGUAGAGAAUUGAGAAAAUCAAACUCAAUGCCCUCAAAACAUCGAAGAAGAACGGUUGGACAUCUUGAAUUUGAGAGAAGCAGGUCUAAAAGUCAAACUGACCAUCACAUGAAGAUUGAUGCUGAGAAACAUUCCAGUACAACUUGUAUUGUAAUGUAAGUUGUAUAUUUGCAAGACGCCAUGACGCAGAUGUAAUGUGCAUGUUACACAUGAGAGCCAAACACAGAUUAACCUGUUUUAGUUAAAAUGGGUGAUAUUCAAAAAUAUAUCUUUGAAUUAGCACAUGAAAUAUUAAUCAUGA
Molecule: messenger RNA, 1402 nt
Organism: Owenia fusiformis
Lineage: Eukaryota; Metazoa; Annelida; Polychaeta; Sabellida; Oweniidae
Source: the annotation of a GenBank genome assembly